UAACCUUUGUUUGCGACCAACUGCUCUACCCCAACACAAAAACAACUAUCUGAAAUAGCUAUUACAUACAAAUUUCAUCAUGUCUACUGCUGAAGAAAAGGUCGACAUUGCCCCAGAGGCUGUUGUCUCCUCUGAGGAGAAGAAGACCGUCGAGCCAACCACUGAGGCGACCACCACCGAGGAGGCAAAGGGCGAGACCCCUACAGUGGCACCUACUUCUGUAGUAGAGAGCGCCACCGAUGCUGCCGCCACAGCCGCUUCGACCGUGACCGCCGCCGCCACCAACAUGCAGGACAGCGUCUUCUCCAUGUUCGGCGGAGGAGCCAAGAAGGAGAAGGUCGAGGAUGAGGACCGUGGUGACAACUCUGGCUCUGCCAAGGCACAGAAGGCCGCCGCCGCCGCCGCCGGGGAGAACCCAGAGGACGAGGCACCAGAGUCUGAGGACGUCCACUUCGAGCCCGUCAUCCAUCUCACCGACAAAGUCGAGGUCAAGACCGGCGAGGAGGUUGAGGAGCAGACUUUCAAGAUGCGCGCGAAGCUCUUCAAGUUCAUCCGCGAGUCCAACGAGUGGAAGGAGCGUGGUACCGGUGAUGUGAGGCUCCUCAAGCACAGGGAGAACAACAAGACACGUCUGGUUAUGCGCAGAGAUAAGACCCUCAAGGUUUGCGCGAACCACUACGUUGUGCCUGAGAUGAAGCUCUCGCCAAACGUUGGCAGCGACAGGAGCUGGGUGUGGAACGCCGCUGCUGAUGUCAGCGAGGGAGAGGCCGAGGCCGUUACUUUCGCCAUCCGUUUCGCCAACUCCGAGAACGCCAACCUAUUCAAGGAGGCUUUCAUCAAGGCCCAGCAAGAGAACGAGGCCCUGUUCAACAAGCCUGCCGCUGCUGCUGAGGCUUCCACCGAGGCUUCUGCUUGAACUUAGCCUGCUUUCCUAAACUGUGGAGUCAUUCGAAUCUCAACAAAGAACUUUCACAUUGCAAUUACGAACCUCAUGAAACUCUUGAACUCUAUAUUCCCCGUCACCACCCCCCAGCUUGCAUAUACCUCUGAUGCAAGCAGUUACCCGUAGUACGUGUCCAUACAUAUGGUGGCACUCAGAUUGGCCUGGACUUUGAAGCGGUCGAAGCGGUCCAACUGAUAUGUCAGCUGGGAGGAUAUUGGAACGCAAUGCAUGAAGGUUAAUCAGCCAUAGGUUAUUAUCCAAUGGUUUAGAUACUUAAGUUAGAUUACGAUGCUUUAUUCUCCUCCAGUCAUUUGGCACAGAUAUAUAAUUCUCAAGAUUUUACGAACAUCCAACGAACAAAACUGUUCUGUGAUAUAACAUGUGAUUGCGAUUGCUGGCAUUUCUCUAGUGGAUGGGGAUGGUGCGUGAUGUUUUUUUAUUGUUUGGGUUUUGGGUGGAAUUAAUAUGAAUUUGUAGG
This is a messenger RNA of Pseudogymnoascus destructans, 1421 nucleotides long. RefSeq lists its product as uncharacterized. The record is from RefSeq and is a predicted model, not a curated record. The transcript is spliced from 5 exons. Gene Ontology annotation, cellular component: nuclear pore; cytoplasm. Gene Ontology annotation, molecular function: GTPase activator activity. NCBI's taxonomy places the organism in Eukaryota, Fungi, Ascomycota, Leotiomycetes, Thelebolales, Thelebolaceae. The coding region runs from base 80 to 916 and encodes 278 amino acids. Gene Ontology annotation, biological process: nucleocytoplasmic transport.